Desarmillaria tabescens is the source of this 1407-nucleotide messenger RNA. RefSeq lists its product as uncharacterized. The transcript has 6 exons. Lineage: Eukaryota; Fungi; Basidiomycota; Agaricomycetes; Agaricales; Physalacriaceae. Gene Ontology annotation, cellular component: cytoplasm; nucleus. Bases 1 to 1407 code for a protein of 468 amino acids. Gene Ontology annotation, molecular function: protein binding. The record is from RefSeq and is a predicted model, not a curated record.
AUGCUCGAUAUGUGUAUCCGUCGGAGUGGUCAAGGCAUCUCUUUCGUUUCAGCUCAUAGCGAGGAGGAGGAAGGAUGUCAUCAAGAGGAAGGACCUUCGCUGAGGAAAGGCGAUCCCAAUGCUGUUGGACAAGAGGAAGACCUUAUGCCCCUCCUUUGGUGGGCAGGCGUUGGCUGGCCACUGAAAGUGGUACAGUAUCUAGGUAGCGAUCGACCACUGGAAGCAUACAAGUUUUAUUCGAUCAGUCAUAACGAUGAAAAGGCGAUCAAGAUCCGGCGCACACCGAACCUGGAGAAUGUUCUUUACGAGUGGCUGGGAUGGAAAACAAAUGUGUUGGGCGAGUCACCGCUGACCGCUGCCAUCCUCAGCAACAAGAUUGAAAUGAUGAAGACGAUGUUUGAUUUGAAGUCCAAGCGUUUGGUAAAGUCUGUCGUUCAGGACAAAAUCAAGUUUACUGGAUUCAAUUUGUUGAUGCUCGCUCUGGAAACGCGCUGUGGGGCAGAUGCACUGAUCAAAUCCGGGCGUGGAACAUAUUCCAUAUUAUGGCUUGAGCAUCUCCUGAAGAAGCUGCCUCGCAACAUUGUUGAGAUGCUCUUGUGUCAGACGUCGAAGAAACGCGGAGACACGCCGCUCCAUAUAGCGAUUAAGGGAGGAUGCAAGAGAAUCAUUAAGCUUUUCGUCGACUAUACAGCAGCUAACAUUCUCCACCGUGACAUUGACGGCAUCAACCCACUCCACACCGUAGUGAAGGCUGGUUUUCCAGGAAUUGCAAAACUAAUCAUCGAGGCGUCUCCUGACGAGGCCCUUUACACUGAAAACGGCGUUGGAGAGACUCCUCUUGAAAUCGCUUCAUUGGAAUACCUCGCCUGGAAGAUGACAUAUAAUGGGAAUCAAUGUUCAGUCGCUAGUCCCGAACUAGGCGACAAUGUAGACAUGGUCCUGCGUCGCGUACCUGCCACACUUGCCGAGGACCUGCUUAAAUUACGCUCGACGAUGGCGGACCUUGUGCUAACAGGGAAGCUAACGCCCGGCACGUUAUUGGCUGAUGAACUCGACAAAUUUGCCUCUCUCUUGGAGACGAAGCUGAUGGAAGUUUCCAAGACUGCAAAAAAGACGGAAGACGACAUUAACCAAGUCGAAGGCAUUGAUAGAUAUGCGACCUUUGAAAAGGUCAUAGCGGCUGUGAUAAAGCGGCCUGGAAAGCGCAAGCUCGUGCAUCUCCUUGACGUUCAGAGGUCUGUGCAAAGUAGCCUUGCUAAAUCCAGGAAACUGGAUGAGGUUUCGCAAUCGCUUCGUGGUGUAGACGAAUUGGAACCUGAGGUAGAUACAGCGCGAAACGAGCGGAAGAACAGCCUGGUCAUGAGAGUGUUGGGAUGGAAUGUGGAGCAGCGGGACUGGGAAGAUUAA